CCAUGAAAAUGAAGCUAUAAUCACUCCGCUAAACCUAAUUCGAAAUCCCAUUUUAAAAUUUGUACCUCUGGAUUCAGCUGAUCCCUAAAAACCGAAUCUUUUUUGUUCAAUUUAAAGUCUUUCUUGGACGCAUCCCCUCAAAUUCCAAAAAAAAAGAAACAUCCAAACCAAUUAACUCACCACUAGUAACAUGCUGAUGAAACUUGUAUUGUUUUUCCUAAAACAUUAAUUUAAUUCUCCGUAGGACCACCGGAUGUUUGGUGUUUUGGUUCCCCCAACUAGCAAAUUUGCUUCCGAUUCUCUCACUCAGGCACCCGUGAUUAUUUUAUUUGCAGAUAUUCACGCAUUUAUAGUUUUAUACAGUACCCAAUAUUUACCAGCUUUUGCAAUUUUAAAGCGUCGGAGGCCGUGGUUUGUGGGUGGUGAAGUUGUCGACAUGUCUCAUAAGCGCCACGGACGAGAAGAAGGUGGUUCCAUCGAUGAGAAGCGUUUGAGGAAAUCUCAUUCCUUUAGAAGUGUAGUGCUGGAAGUGAUCAACUUGAUAAGAAUGCAAAAUCUCAUGAACCCACUGCUGGAGCCUCUGAUUCGUCGAGUUGUCAAGGAGGAGGUGGACUCAGCAUUAAGGAAGUAUAUAGUUUCCGCCAAACGGAAUUCUGGGAAAGAUCCCUGCUCUUCUGAUCCAAAGAGUAUACAGUUACAGUUACAGUUGCAGUUAAAAUUUUUGAAUGCUAUAUCUCUUCCCGUUUUCACUGGGACUCGUAUCGAGGGAGACUCUGGCACAAGUGUGGAAGUUGCUUUAGUUGACGUUCAUACUGGGGAAGUUGUUUCUAAUGGUGCUUGGUCCUCUGCAAAGGUGGAAAUAGUAGUACUUGAAGGAGAUUUUGAUGGUGACGAGGGAGAUAGUUGGACCCUGGAUGAGUUCGCAAAUAAUAUAGUGAGAGAGCGGGAAGGCAAAAAGCCUCUUUUAACCGGAGAUGUGAUCUUGACCCUUAACAAUGGCAUGGGAUCAGUGGGUGAUAUUUCAUUUACGGAUAAUUCAAGCUGGACAAGAAGUCGUAAGUUCAGAUUGGGGGCUAGAUUGGUAGAUGAUGCUGGUGGUCUCAGAAUAAGAGAGGCCAGAACAGAUCCCUUUGUUGUCAGGGAUCAUCGUGGAGAAUUGUACAAGAAGCACCAUCCUCCAUCCCUGACUGAUGAAGUUUGGCGGUUGGAGAAAAUUGGAAAAGACGGAGCAUUUCACAAACGGCUGAGCAAGGAAGGAAUCAGGACCGUGCAUGAUUUCCUGCUCUUGCUCUCCUUGGACCCCACAAGGCUUCGAAACAUCCUCGGGAAUGGCAUGUCCACUAAGAAGUGGGAAGUCACUAUGGAGCAUGCUCGGACAUGUGUACUGGACAAAAAGUUGUACAUGUACACCCCCGCACCUCCAGGACAGAAUGGUGUUGUUUUUAAUGUAGUUGGACAAGUGGUCGGAAUAUUCUCCGAUGGCCAGUAUGUGGCCUCUGAUAAGUUGUCCGAUGAUGAAAAGGCAGAUGCUCAUCAGUUGGUCACCUCCGCAUUUAGAUUUCAUGAGAAAAUUGUGAUCAUAGACGAAUCGGCCCUUAAUAUGCCUACCUCCUCGCCAUGCGUAUCCAACGCUGAACCUUCCCCGAACUUGCUCUCUGAGGGUAGUUACCAGCAAGAUUCUACAACUUCUCAGAACAUGAGCAGAUCCACCUACUCUCAACUAGUAGAUUCUUCCCCGGAUUUUAUGCAGUCAUUCUAUCCCUUUGGAGCUUCCAAUAGCUUCGACUACUAUCUUCCUGGUAUCGACCCAAUGGAAAUCAGGUAUGACCAGCCUCUAGGUUUCCCUAGUCAGGUCAUGGACACCUCAAUCUGCGACACUGAUACCAUGGCCGGGGCAUUCUCCCAAAGCGAGCAUUUAAAGUAUUUUGAGGCAGAUUGUUCUUUACGGAGUCCCAAUGAUAGAAAUCAUAAAGGGUGGAACUUUUUGGCGUGUGUAUUGAGAUGGCGGUUCUCUGUGAAAAGAAUCGUGUCUAGGAAAAGCCGGUGCUAGGUUGAUAUCUUGAUGACAUGCCGCUGUUGGUAUAUACAUGUGUUCGUCGUGACCAUUCAUUUGUCGAAUGUUAAAAUGAUCUGCCCGACUAGAUGUUGCGCGCAGUUAUUAUCUAUAUAGAAGUUUGAUGGAAGCUUUUAUGUAUAAUUGUUAGUGAAAAUGGGCAUUCAUUUAUUUAGGGGGUUGAAGGUGAAGGUAUUUCUACUACUAUUGGUAUAAAACAGAUUGGUUAUGAGGGUAUUCUUUCUUUCAAUGCUUGAUUCAAGCCGGUUUUAGUAUUCCAAUGCAAAAUGUGUGAAUUAUUCUUCUAUUUGUUGCCAA
This is a messenger RNA of Salvia splendens (bonfire salvia), 2371 nucleotides long. RefSeq names its product calmodulin-binding protein 60 A. The transcript is spliced from 7 exons. The record is from RefSeq and is a predicted model, not a curated record. The coding region runs from base 254 to 2050 and encodes 598 amino acids. Gene Ontology annotation, biological process: regulation of salicylic acid biosynthetic process. Gene Ontology annotation, cellular component: nucleus. Gene Ontology annotation, molecular function: calmodulin binding; DNA-binding transcription factor activity; sequence-specific DNA binding. NCBI's taxonomy places the organism in Eukaryota, Viridiplantae, Streptophyta, Magnoliopsida, Lamiales, Lamiaceae.